Xyrauchen texanus (razorback sucker) is the source of this 6483-nucleotide messenger RNA. RefSeq names its product coiled-coil domain containing 88Ab (gene ccdc88ab). Gene Ontology annotation, cellular component: cytoplasm; centrosome. The coding region runs from base 321 to 5744 and encodes 1807 amino acids. Gene Ontology annotation, molecular function: dynein light intermediate chain binding; microtubule binding. Gene Ontology annotation, biological process: cytoskeleton-dependent intracellular transport; cytoplasmic microtubule organization. The transcript is spliced from 33 exons. Lineage: Eukaryota; Metazoa; Chordata; Actinopteri; Cypriniformes; Catostomidae. The record is from RefSeq and is a predicted model, not a curated record.
ACCGACACACGCGCUCGACGCGCAGCGCAGAUUUUUCCGUUACAAUCUCGACGCGUCCCAUUGAAUGUAAUGGAAACGAACGGGAUUGAUUCGGGAUGAAUGGAUUUAUCACUGCUGGAGAUUAAACGAGUGGAUUUAUUGGGUGUGGAUUCGUCUUCGAUGGAUUGAUCCCGCCCGCCUCUGCCGCAUUCCUGAUGAGUAUAAGCGCUUCAGUAUUCCUGUCAGGAUGAGUUUUUAAUGUCGUUUUCCACACGAGUGCUUCAUAAACUGACUCGUGUCCUGCACAAAGACCUUCACAACAGCCGUUUCAUUUCCACAAGAUGGAGAAGAUGGAAAAUGAAGUUUUUACGCCUUUGUUGGAGGAAUUUCUGCUCUCUCCUCUAGUGUGCUGGGUGAAGACUGUGUCUCAUCUGCGAAGUGACGGAUCUCAUCUGUCGGAGUUUAUGACAUUAGUGGACGGAGCUUAUUUGAACGACAUCAUGAUUCAGAUAAAUCCAAAGUCAAGUGUUCAGAGAACUCAUAAGAAAGUGAAUAAUGAACCAACACUGCGGAUUCAGAAUCUCUCCAUUCUCAUCCAACAGAUCAAAUCAUAUUAUCAGGAGACGUUACAGCAGCUGGUGAUGAUGUCACUUCCUGAUGUCCUGGUGUUGGGCAGAACUCCUCUGAGCGAACAAGCUCUUGAAGAGAUGAGGAAGUUAUUACUGCUGUUAUUGGGCUGUGCUGUACAGUGUGACAGGAAGGAGGAAUACAUCGAUGGGAUACAGACGCUGCUGGACUUUGACACAAAGGCUGCCAUCGCCGCUCACAUUCAAGAGGUGACUCAUAACCAGGAGAAUGUGUUGGAUCUUCAGUGUCUGGAUGAGGGUGAGUGUGUGUCUCAGGAUAAAGACACACUCCUGAAACACGUGAGCUUUCACCUCAAACGACUUGUAGACGAGAGAGACCAACACGCUGAGACGAUAGUGUCUUUGACUCUGGAGCGAGACUGUGGACACAUCUCUCCAGCACUUCAUGUCGCUCCGUCACCCGGCGAGUCGCCCAGCAUAAGACGCACAGAGAGCGUCCAACAUCUGUCUGUAGAGCUCGCCGACGCCAAAGCUAAAAUCAGACGCCUGCGACAGGAGCUAGAGGAGAAAACUGAGCAGCUACAGGACUGCAGACAAGAGCUGGACAACAUGCAGACAGAAGUCAAGAGACUGCAGCAAGAAAACUUACAGUUGAUGACUGAUGCCCGUUCCUUGCGGGCAUAUCGUGACGAGCUGGAUGCACUGAGAGAGAAGGCUGUCAGAGUGGACAAACUGGAAAGUGAAGUGAUGCGCUACAAAGAGAAACUGCACGACAUCGAGUUCUACAGGACCAGAGUCGAGGAGUUGAAAGAAGACAAUCAUGUUCUACUAGAGACCAAGAUCAUGCUGGAAGAUCAGUUAGAGUCAUUCAGAGCUCGAUCUGAUAAACUUCAUGAGUUGGAGAAAGAAAACCUGCAGCUAAAGAACAAAAUCCACGACAUGGAGAUGGAGCGAGACAUAGACAGAAAGCGUAUGGAGGAGCUGCUGGAGGAGAACCUGAUGCUAGAGAUGGCCCAGAAACAGAGUAUGGACGAGUCUCUGCAUCUGGGCUGGGAAUUAGAGCAACUAUCCAAAACCACACCUGAACUCACUGAAGUGCCUCAGAAGUCUCUGGGUCAUGAAGUGAAUGAACUGACAUCCAGUCAGCUGCUCAAACUGGAGAAAGAGAAUCAGAUGCUGAUGAGGAUGCUGGAGGAGAUGAGGACGUGCAAUGAGAGCAAAAGUCUGGAGAAAGACAAUCAUAAACUCAGACAGAAGCUGCAGCAGCUGCAGACGGAGCUGACUUCAGACAGAGAGAGUCUGCACAGUGCUGAGAGUUUGAGUGCAGACCUGCUGAAAGAGAAGGCGCAGCUGGAGAAAACACUAGAAACUCUUAGAGAAAACGCAGACAGACAGGUGAAGGGUCUAGAACAGGAGAAUGAACAUCUCAACCAGACUAUCACCUCUCUUAGACAGCGCUCUCAGGUCAGCUCUGAAGCCCGCGUGAAAGACAUUGAGAAAGAAAACCGUGUGCUGCAUGAGUCCAUUAAAGAAACAAGCAGCAAGCUCAAUAAGAUGGAGUUUGAGCGGAAACAACUGCGCCAAGACCUUGAGACCUACAAGGAGAAAGGAGAAAGAUCUGAGGAGUUGGAGAUGGAGGUGCAUCGACUGGAGCGAGAGAAGGAGAGUCUGCAGAAGCGACUUGCUACACUUGCCAUUACCUGUGAGAAGGUAGAGGUUCUAGAGAAGGAAAACGCUGACCUAGAAGCAGAGAGCCGGAAACUGAAGAAAGCAGCAGAUGGUCUGAGGAACGUAUCUUUCCAAUUGGAGGUCCUGGAGAAAGAGAAUGCUCAGCUGGAUGAGGAAAACCUGGGGCUCAGGCGAUUCACUGAGUCCUUGCGGUCAACGGGAGCCAAAGCCGCUCAACUGGAGCUAGAGAAUAGAGAGCUUGAGAAUGAGAGAACUCAACUCAGAAAGAGUUUUGAGCUGCUGAAGGCUUCUGCCAAAAAAACGGAACGCCUAGAAGUAAGUUACCAAGGUCUAGAUACAGAAAACCAAAGGCUCCAGAAGGUCUUGGAGAACAGCAGCCGCAAGAUUCAGCAGCUGGAGGGAGAAAUGCAGGAAAUGGAGACGGAGAACCAGAACCUGCAACAGAGCCUUGAAGAGCUGAAGAUCUCUAGCAAAGGUCUUGAGCAGCUGGUGCAGGAGAACAAUGUUCUAGAGCAAGAGAACACUCAGUUGGAGAAAGACAAGAAACAGCUUGAGAAAGAGAACAAACGCCUUAGACAUCAGGCUGAAAUUAAAGAUUCUAAAUUAGAUGAAGACAACCUGCGUAUCUCUCAUCUGGAGAAGGAGAACCGCGCUCUCAGCAAGGAAGUCACCACACUCAAAGAGACUUGUGGUCGGAUUAAAGACUUGGAAAAGGACAACAAGGAAUGGGUCAAACAAGCUUCCAUUGAUAAAAAGACACUGGUCACUCUGAGAGAGGAGCUGGUUGAUGAGAAAUUAAAGACUCAGCAGAUUAACAAUGACCUGGAGAAAUUGACCCAUGAGCUUGAAAAGAUAGGUCUCAACAAAGAAGGUCUUCUGGGUGAUGAGGAGAGCUCUGAAGAUAGGUUUAAGCUUUUAGAGUCUAAACUGGAGUCCACUCUGAAAUCUUCUUUGGAAAUCAAAGCGGAGAAGAUCGCUGCUCUAGAAGCGCGACUACAGGAGUCUUUCAACCUCAACCAGCAGCUACGGCAGGAACUCAAAACGGUGAAGAAGAAUUACGAGGCGUUGCGUCAACGUCAAGAGGAGGAGUGUAUGGUUCAGAGCUCACCCUGUAGAGGACGGGAGGAUGCACAGAGCAUCAGUAAAUGGGCGAAGGAGAGUCAGGAUGCCACUCGAGAGCUGCUUAAGGUUAAAGAUCGACUCAUUGAGGUUGAGAGAAAUAAUGCCACUCUUCAGGCGGAGAAACAGGCUCUGCGGACACAGUUAAAGCAGCUGGAGACUCAGAGCAGUAAUUUACAGGCGCAGAUCUUAGCUCUUCAGAGACAGACUGCAUCCAUACAGGAGAACAACACCACACUGCAAACACAAAAUGCCAAACUACAGGUUGAGAACUCCACGCUGAACUCUCAGAGUGCCGCGCUCAUGACCCAGAAUACACAGCUGCAGACUCAUCAGUCUAGCACAGAGAGCGAGAGAGACGCAGCACUGCGAGAGAAAGAAGAACUGCGCACAGUCUAUGAUCUGCUGCUGCAUGACCACGAGAAACUGUCCAACCUCCAUGACAUACAGGCGUCAGAGUACGAGGAUCUGAUCUGCAAACAUGGAGAGCUGAAGAGUGCUCAUAAGAACCUUGAUGUACAGCACCGCAGCCUGGACAACAGGUACAAUCAGCUGUUAAAGCAGAAGACUGAGCUUGAGCAGCUGGAGAAGGAACUCAAAUCAGAGCAAGAGAAGAUGAUCUCAGAGAACAAGAGUCAUCAGGAAACAGCUGCAGAAUACCACAAACUUAAAGAGGAACACCAGACGCUGAACUCUACAUACCAUCAGCUGCUGAAGGACAAUGAGCUUCUUCAGACGGAUCAUAAGGCACUCAAGAGUCAGUUGAACACAGCCCGACUGGAGCAGACCCGUCUGGAGGCAGAGUUCUCCAAAGUCAAAGAACAGUACCAGCAACUGGACAUCACCUCCACCAAACUCACCAACCAAUGCGAGUUGUUAAGUCAGUUGAAGGGGAACCUAGAGGAGGAGAACCGCCAUCUGCUGGAUCAGAUCCAAACCCUGAUGCUGCAGAACCGAACCCUGCUGGAGCAGACUAUGGAGAGCAAAGACCUGUUCUACGUUGAGCAGAGACAAUACAUUGAUAAACUGAAUGAACUGAGGAGACAGAAAGAGAAACUUGAGGAGAAGAUCAUGGACCAGUAUAAAUUUUAUGACCCAUCGCCUCCUCGAAGAAGGGGGAACUGGAUCACACUGAAGAUGAGGAAAUUCAUCAAGCCAAAGAGUCGCGAGCGCAUGCGCUCUCUCACACAAACACCGUCACGCUCUGAGUCCAGCGAGGGUUUCCUGACGUUGCCUCAUCCAGACAGUCAGGACAACUCAUCCGUGGGCUCUGGAUCCAACUCACUGGAGGAUACAGUCCCCCAACGCAGCGGCAGAAAGAAAGUUGAGAAAAGCCAAUCACAGGCUUCCUCUAACGCACUGAAAAAGCUUCCGUUUAUGAGGAACAGAUCCAAGGAGAAAGACCGCAUGAAGGCUAUCUACCGCCGCUCCAUGUCAAUGAACGACCUGCUGCAGACGAUGGCAUUGUCUGAGGGUCAGUGGUCCAGCAGUAUUGAUCAUCUUGAAGCUCCUGACGAGAUGACAAUCGGCGCUCAGCGUGGGAAAGAGUUUGGAUCCAUGGACUAUUCCAGCACUGCUUCUGACUACGCCACCCUAAACCUGACCCGUGGCCGCAGAGCUCAUCACAACACCAAUGAGAGAGAUAAUGCAUCAAGUGAUGGCAUCACACCUUUGUCCUCUGAGGAUUCCAGUGUACUACAAGCUCAGGGUGUGAUGAAUGGCGCUGUGAGUCGUCCUCACAGUGAGAGCAGCGGUGAUGUCAAUAUGAGUUUAGACUCUCCAGUGAGGCAGACACCAUCACAGCCAAGUGCACUGGACUACACUUCUGCCAACAAACGUAGGACUAAAUCUGCCGGCAGUGAGACAGUUUCACUGCAGCAGAUCCUGGACGAGAGCUCAAACCCUCAAGAGGAUGCUCUCACAGCAGCACAAUCACUACGUCUCUCAGGAGCCACACUACAACCAUCCAGAGAGCAUGUGAAAGGGCGGGGCAUCUUACGCUCGGCCAGCGGGAAAGCCACGACGGCAGAUUCCAGUGGCGCAAGAGCCAGCCAAAAGGGACGUCUGAGUCUGCGCAAGGCAGAGAGUACACGGGUCAAGGGUUCGGCCCCGCCCCGAUCCAGUCUGUCAUCCCAGGCUAAAGCCACAUCUGUAUCUGAACGGCUGGACGCGUCUUCAUCCUCUGGUCUGCCUCGCGCCAGCAGCGUCAUCUCCACCGCCGAGGGCUCCGUCCGCCGGACCAGCAUCCACGACCUGCUGUCCAAAGACAGCCGUCAGCCCGUGCUGGUGGACCCCGUGCCCUCAUCCCAUGUGGGACUGUUACAGGAAAACAGGAAAUCUAAAAGCAGAGCUUCCGCUCAGAGCUCAUAAUGAACAUAGAGAAACAUCAACUUCUACAGAUUCCUGACGUGAGAAAGACUGAAUGUUUUUAAUCGUGGACCCUCAAUGACAAUGGAGAAGAAAUGUUCUUUAUUUUCCUUGAAUCAAGGAACCAUUCCUCAGCUCUGUCAUUGUGAUGAAAUAAGCUUUUUGUUUUUCUUUGUCAUCAAAUCUUUAUUUGACCGGCAUGAAACAUACUGUAUGUGUGCUGUAUAACAACUCUUUCGUACACGUUUUUAAUGCAUGACGAGCUGCAGAAGAAACAAACACUUUCAGUCAAAACCAGAGAAGAACCGUUUUUAAUAUACCAAAAAAAAAAAAGACAGAGAAGUGUGAGUCAGAGUGAGCAGGUUUAUUCCUGUAUAACAAAACUUCAACCCUCAUGUUCUUCUUUCCAUAAAUCUGAUGUGAUAAACUUCUUUUCACCGUGAUCUCAGAUCUCAUUAUUGUAAGACAGAAACAAAGUGUGUUCAUGUGUAAAAACAACAAAUGUAAACGUGAUGUAGUGCUUGUAUUGUGGACAAAAGUGUAAGGUUUAUUAUCAGGACUGUUAGUUUGAUUGACGUUUAUGAGCUGGAGGUGGUUUCUGCUCAUCUGCAGUUGUCUAGAAGACGUUUCCUCAGAUGUCAAAAGGACAUUCAGCGGAUCUUAUUUUAUUAGAUUCUUUCCAGAUGAAACACAGACAUAAACUUAAAGAGAUAUCUGGGAGAUAUAUGUGUGCUAUCUGGGG